This is a messenger RNA of Dalotia coriaria, 3105 nucleotides long. RefSeq names its product atlastin GTPase (gene atl). NCBI's taxonomy places the organism in Eukaryota, Metazoa, Arthropoda, Insecta, Coleoptera, Staphylinidae. Gene Ontology annotation, biological process: protein homooligomerization; endoplasmic reticulum organization. The record is from RefSeq and is a predicted model, not a curated record. Gene Ontology annotation, molecular function: GTPase activity; GTP binding. The coding region runs from base 199 to 1863 and encodes 554 amino acids. The transcript has 10 exons.
GCGUCACGUCUAAGAUCAAUUAACAACAAACGUCACACAUAAUUCGAUUGCGCGCAUUAAACAUUCACAAACAAGCAUGCGAUCAGCAAUAUUCAUCGCCUAGAAUCUCCGUCGUCAAACAGGUUGCGCUCGCGAAUCGACACCGUCUGCCCAGAUUCCGCUCGCGCCGUCCGUCACUGCGACAGUCCGAGAAGCAACAUGGCCGAGCUAAGACAACGUAAACACUUGCCUCCUAUUAAUACCUCAACAGUCGAAGACAUCGUCAUGGCCAGCAUGAACAACAAUAAGCCACAUGCAAUACAGAUUGUCAUUGCGAAUGAUGAUCACACAUUCUCUUUGGAUGAAGAAGCACUGAAUAAUGUGCUGCUCAGAGAGGAGAUCCGCGAUCGUACUGUGAUUGUGGUAUCGGUAGCUGGCGCCUUCCGGAAAGGAAAAUCAUUUCUGUUGGACUUUUUUCUUAGAUACAUGAAUGUUAAGUAUGUGAAUAAUGAGAAUGGUAUGGAUUGGUUAGGACCUCAGGAUGUACCUUUGGAGGGUUUUUCAUGGCGUGGUGGUUCUGAGAGGGAAACAACUGGCAUCCAAAUGUGGUCUGAAGUGUUUUUAACAGAAUUAAAGUCAGGCGAGAAGGUGGCAAUAGUUCUCCUUGAUACCCAAGGAACAUUUGAUAGUGAAUCAACAGUGAAAGAUUGUGCGACUGUUUUUGCCCUCAGCACAAUGAUCAGUUCAGUACAAAUCUACAACUUGUCACAGAAUAUCCAGGAAGAUGAUUUACAGCAUUUGCAGUUGUUUACUGAAUAUGGUAGAUUAGCACUGGCUGAUUCUGGUAAGAUACCUUUCCAGAGGCUGCAAUUCUUAGUCAGAGAUUGGAGUUACCCCUACGAAGCUGAUUACGGCGCGUCCGGAGGCAAGAAAAUCUUAAACAAACGCCUUCAGGUUUCGGACAAACAACACCCUGAAUUACAAUCGUUGCGGAAUCACAUUCGGUCUUGUUUUUCGGAAAUCGCCUGCUUUUUAAUGCCGCAUCCUGGUUUGGAUGUGGCUACAAGUCCUUCAUUUGACGGAAGAUUAAAAGAUAUAUCCAGUGAGUUCAAGAAGCAAUUGCAAGUGCUGAUACCAAUGAUCCUAGCGCCCGAAAACCUAGUCCAGAAGCAAAUCAACGGACAGAAGGUGAAGGCCCGUGAUUUGGUGCAGUAUUUCAAGUCGUACAUUCAGAUCUACAGUGGCAAUGAGCUGCCGGAACCGAAGUCAAUGCUGGUGGCCACUGCCGAAGCCAACAACCUCUCGGCGGUCGCCGACGCCAAGGACGUGUACAUCACCAUGAUGGAGGAUGUUUGCGGCGGGGCGAAGCCGUACAUGAACACUGCCACCAUCGAAGCGGAGCAUCGACGUGUCAAAGAUAAGGCUUUAAAUCAAUUCGCCAGCAAGCGGAAAAUGGGCGGGGAUGAAUUUAGUGAGAAAUAUAGGGAUCAGCUUGAGCAUGAUCUUGAAGAAACAUUCAAUCAGUUCAAAUCGCACAAUGAGAGUAAGAAUAUCUUCAAAGCAGCACGAACGCCCGCAGUUUUCUUUGCGAUUGCUGUGAUUUGUUACUUUGCUUCGGCGAUUUGCGGUCUGUUUGGCAUCUACUCAAUCGCGAAUCUAUUUAACAUGGGAAUGGGCGUUGCAUUCCUUACACUUAGUCUGUGGGCGUACAUAAGGUAUAGCGGAGAGAUGCGAGAACUUGGAGUGCAGAUCGACGAAGUGGCGAAUUUGAUAUGGGAAAACCAUGCUUACUUUAAAAAACGAAAAGCAAGGAAGCUUAAUGAAGCCCGUAUAUCAAAAUUUCGUAGAGACAAGUAUGCAACAGAUGGCUGUGCAAGUAGCUGAAAUGGCGGCGAACAACGCGCAGAAGUCACCUGCGCACACCAGGAACGGAAAAAGCCAUCAGACAUGAUCGCUGCGGAUCUCUAACGUGUCCAACACACCCACUCUCUCUUUGUUUGCCCGUUUUGUCGCCUAUCUCUCCUGUCCACGGUGUACACGCAACAAACGAUACAAAUUCUAUUCAAAUGACAGUACAAUUUCCCCCAACCGAACAAUUCUUGAACCCAUACUAAACUUAAGGCUAGCUACUGAGAUGCGAUUGGCUAUAUAUUUCAGCUAGCGAACGGGAUGAGAACAAAUUACGACUUAAUUUACCUCGAUUCAUCUUGACGAUCUUGAAAUUCACGCUCAUCUUGUAUAUUCGUUUGUUGUUUUUUUAACUUUUAAAGUGAUUAGAAUGUAAUUUUAUGCGUCAUUACAACUUGCCGACGUUUUUGUGGGUGAUGAUUAGUUUUGGAUUGUUGUUUAAUCUUAUUUACGUGAGAAAAAAAAGGGUCAUAGGACUACCCAAAGCAAUACAGAAUACAUACAAAUGUUAACAAAUAGAAAAUUUUAAAGAGAGAGCCGGACAUUAUUCUAAUAUGACACAACUACACGGUUUUUGGGAUAAAAUAAUUUUAUGUAUGUUAAUUGUUUUAAAUUUAGUUCGUAAUUCUUACACUUGCAGAGUUGCCAUUUCAACUAACACGAUCUAAAGCCUCUUUCUCUUUGUUUAUUUAUAUAGUCUAUAAUUUUCUGACUUAUUUAACUCUACUUAAAAUAAGAUCAUUCCGUUGUUGUUGUUUUCUCUUUACGUUUACGUGUAGUUUAUUUGCUCAUUUACAAACGACGACCAUGCGGGGCGCACACUAACGAAAAAAAGGUGUUUGGGUGAACGAAACUUGUGAUUUCGAUGGGAUGACUAAAAUAUUUAUGAUGUGUUAGUAGGUUUAGAUUAUGUUCUUUUGCAUUUAAGUUGGAUUUUUGAUUACACAUGUUAGAUACUUGGUGAACUGUGAAUUUUGGUUUUGUAUCUCGAUCAGGCGUUUAACUCCGGAUUGUUGAUGAUGAAAAAUUGAUUGAUGAACAAAAUGCGCCAUCAAAAUUUUAUUGUGAAAAUUUGUAUGUCGACCAUUUGUGUUUAGUCAAUUUGAUUGUUAUCGUGUAAUUAUAAUGGCCAAAUGUAAUAAGAUUUUAUUUCAUCUGUGAGAUUUGUUAAUGAAUGCGAUAGCUUUUUCGUGUAAAUAAAUAAACGAUAUUUUUAAA